Messenger RNA from Numida meleagris (helmeted guineafowl), 2520 nucleotides. RefSeq names its product THUMP domain containing 3 (gene THUMPD3). Lineage: Eukaryota; Metazoa; Chordata; Aves; Galliformes; Numididae. Gene Ontology annotation, molecular function: tRNA (guanine) methyltransferase activity; RNA binding. The transcript has 9 exons. Bases 13 to 1503 code for a protein of 496 amino acids. Gene Ontology annotation, biological process: tRNA methylation. The record is from RefSeq and is a predicted model, not a curated record.
CGGCGGCGGGGCAUGGCGGAGGCGGGGGCGGCCGGGCCGGAGGCGGCCGGGGAUGGCGCGGCCGAGGAGCGCGGGGCCGUUAUCGGCGCCACCGUUCCCACCGGGUUCGAGGUGACGGCGGCCGCGGAGGUGCAGGAGAAGCUGGGCUCCGCGUCCCGGAUCAGCAGGGACCGCGGGAAGAUCUACUUCGAGGUGCCGGUCCGCAGCCUGCCCGAGGUCCAUCGGCUGAGGUCUGUGGAUAACUUGUUUGUUGUUGUUCAGGAGUUCAAAGACUAUCAGUUUAAAGAAACCAAGGAAGAUGCUCUAAAGGAUUUGGAAGAUUUGGUUAAAAAACUGCCUUGGACUGAUCCUUUGAAAGUUUGGGAGCUGAACAACAGCUUAAAAAAGAAGAAGACAAAACGCAAAAAACAUAAUCCGCAGAGAACUGCAAGCAAAGAAAAGCUGAAUGAUGAUGGAGAAGAGGAAAAAGAUCAAAAAGAUGCUGGUGGGCAGGAGGACUGUGCCCCAAAUGGGGCAGGUGCAGAGCCGGCUAUUGGCCAGAGCACAGAAGAGAUGCAAGGAGAGGCCUCACAAAAUGAGGAUGAUGAUAACGAACAGUCAGAGGCUAAAAACAAACUGCAUGCCAGUUCUGAGGCUGAGACAAAGGCUGGUGAUGAUAAGAAAGGCGAAGGAGAUGCAAAGGUGUUAAAGUUUCGUGUUACAUGCAAUAGGGCAGGAGACAAACACAGUUUUACAUCAAACGAGGCUGCAAGAGACUUCGGAGGAGCUGUGCAGGAGCACUUCCAGUGGAAAGCUGAUAUGACGAACUUCGAUGUAGAGGUUCUCCUGAAUAUUCACAAUAAUGAAGUAGUUGUGGGCAUUGCGUUAACUGAGGAGAGUCUUCACAGAAGAAAUAUUACACAUUUCGGACCCACAACUCUUCGCUCAACUCUUGCUUAUGGCAUGCUUAGACUCUGUGAUCCCCAGCCGACGGAUAUCAUUGUUGAUCCAAUGUGUGGUACGGGUGCAAUACCAAUAGAGGGAGCUAUGGAAUGGCCUGGUUGCUACCACAUUGCUGGUGAUAACAACCCACAAGCUGUAAAGAGAGCAGCAAGCAAUAUCUGCUCUUUGUUAAAGAAAAAUGAAAGUAAGGAAAGCAGUGCUUCCUUGGGCGUACCCUUAGACAUCGUUCAGUGGGAUAUUUGCAAUCUCCCUUUGCGGACCGGCUCCGUGGAUGUUAUUGUGACAGACAUGCCUUUUGGAAAAAGGAUAGGGUCAAAGAAGAAGAACUGGGAUCUCUAUCCAGCCUGCCUCAUGGAGAUGGGGCGGAUCUGCACACCAGGCACAGGUAGAGCUGUGCUGCUUACUCAGGACAAGAAAUGCUUCGCCAAGGCAUUGUCAAGACUGGGACACAUCUGGCGCAAAAAUCAAACGGUGUGGGUGAACGUAGGGGGACUUCAUGCAGCAGUGUAUCUUCUGAAACGCACCUGGGAAAGAAUCGAAGAAAAAAGGUCAUUCUGGUAAUAGCCCACGUGGAAGAAGACAGCAGACACCUCCAGACUUCCUAGAUGAGCAGAUUGGUAAAGGAGACAUGUCUCAGUUCCUAAGCAAAACACAAUGUAUGUGAAAAUUGUAUAACGUGAGCAUUGAACCAGGGACCAACCUGAGAACUCCCCAUUGUACCAUGUGCUCUGAAACUUUACUUAAGUUUUCUCUUUUCACCCUGCCACCCAAACUGAAAGUCAGUAAUGGUGUUAGUAAUGCUCUCCUUUGCCUGAGCCUUUUCUACUACGUCUGUUGUGUUUCUCAGUUAAAUGCUUGUUUCCUCUGCUUAUAGUAGAAAACAUGUUGAGGCAUUUUUGGAGGUAGCAGCUAAUUUUUCCCCCAAACUGUAGAGAUCGUAUCUUAAAUUGACAGUCUUAGUAGUCCAGUUAGUUAUCUUAAAGCGUUUAGGGGUAGUACCUCUUUACUGUGGGAUUUUUUCAAACUGAAAGCUUAAAAUUUAUACUGUUGCCCAAAGGUAAAUUAAGAUAUUUUAUACUCCAGUAAGAAAAUGUUGAGCUGUAUGCUCGUGUUGCUGUUUGUUUUCUUAACUGUUACCUCAAGUUAGUGCUAGGUGAGGGUCUCAUUCCUGACUCACGUACCGCUGUGUGGGUGAGGGGAUACCACGUGCCACCUUAGCAAAUCGUUUGUAGUUGCUAUUGGAGAGCAGAGAUGCUUCCAGCAGUUUAAUCUAAAAGUUUGUGUUUUCAGUGUCAGAUGUUGGCACAUGAGGGUGGCAGUGUGUUUAAAUUUAUUAGGUGACUGAAGCUGCUCUAGGUAUGCUGCCAUACUGACAACAACACGUUUGUUCAAUUAACCGAAGUUGAAAAUAUGUUUUCUUCUCUGAAAAUAGUGUGGUUUCUCAGGCUGCUUACUGUGCUCAUCGGGCUGAAACGCUAGUUGCCAGCUUGUCAUUUCAUUAAAGUGUAUUCAGGCUGAUGAUAACAUGCUUAGAGGUGGAUUAGCGAGUAUUAAAGGUUUCGAAGUUUGGCAAAGGAA